This is a messenger RNA of Nematostella vectensis (starlet sea anemone), 1851 nucleotides long. RefSeq lists its product as uncharacterized. NCBI's taxonomy places the organism in Eukaryota, Metazoa, Cnidaria, Anthozoa, Actiniaria, Edwardsiidae. The record is from RefSeq and is a predicted model, not a curated record. The coding region runs from base 1 to 1851 and encodes 616 amino acids. The transcript has a single exon. Gene Ontology annotation, biological process: DNA integration. Gene Ontology annotation, molecular function: nucleic acid binding.
AUGCCAUUUGGAAUUUCCCCUGCCCCUGAAGAAUUCCAACGUCGACUAGACAACGCCCUUCAAGGUAUAGACGGAGUAAUGCCCAUCUUUGAUGACAUACUGAUCUUUGGCGCCGGCGACACUGAAGCGGAAGCAAUAGCUGAUCAUGACGCGAAACUGAGAGCCCUACUUCAACGAUGCCGCGAGAAGGGUGUCAAGUUAAACAGAGAAAAGUUGAAGCUCCGUUGCAGCGAGGUAGACUUUAUGGUUCACGUGAUCUCCUCUGAUGGUCUAAAGCCUGACCCAGCAAAACUGCAAGGUAUCAAGGAAAUGCCGCCGCCGACCUGCAAGCAAAAUGUGAAACGACUCCUCGGUAUGGUCAACUACCUACAACGUUUCGCGCCAAAUCUAUCCGAAGUCACAACACCACUGAGAGAUCUACCCAAGGAAGACAACAGUUUCCAGUGGGAUUCCGUCCAGGAGCGCAGUUUCGAAGAAGUUAAAAAGAGAAUCUCUGAGACACCGGUCCUCAAGUUCUUUGACCCGACAGAUAGUGUUGAGCUUCAAUGUGAUGCAUAUGACAGAGGCUUGGGUGCUUGCCUGAUGCAACAUGGCCAGCCAGUGGCGUAUGCAUCACGCUCCAUGACGGAAACGGAGACACACUACGCGCAGAUUGAGAAGGAGAUGCUGGCUAUCGUCUUCGGAGUGGAGAGGUUCGAGCAAUGUGUUUACGGCCGACAAGUGAAGAUACAAUCAGACCACAAGCCGCUUGAAAGUAUAUUUAAGAAGAGCCUGAUUAGCGCCCCUAAGCGACUCGAACGCAUGUUUUUGAGACUUCAAAAAUUUGACUUGGAAGUGAGCUAUAAGCAAGGUACAGAAAUGGUACUGGCCGACACUCUAAGCAGAGCAUAUAAGGUGCUACCAACAGGAGUAGCAGAAGAGAGAGGUGAAACCGAGAAAGAUACCGAGUCAAUUAACAUUGCACAAUACCUUCCAGUUUCAAGCCAAACGCAGGCAGAGAUCCAGCGCGCCACAGAAGCAGACGAUGUGAUGCGGGAGUUGAAGGCAGUGAUAAGGCAAGGCUGGCCUUUGGCGAAAGACGCCCUACAAGUCUGUCUCAGGGACUACUUUCCCUUUAGAGAUGAGCUCACCCUACAAAACGGGCUUAUUUUCAAAGGUAAAAGACUCGUUAUACCAACAUCUAUGAAAGACGAUAUGUUAGAGAAGCUGCACUCUAGCCACAUUGGUAUUCAAGGUUGCUUGAGAAGAGCUAGAGAGAGUAUCUACUGGCCAUGUAUGAAUAAGGCAGUCGAAGAUUACAUAGCAAGGUGUGACACAUGUAAUACAUACCAAGCGGAGCAAGGCAAAGAACCAAUGAUCUGCCACGAGAUACCAUCCCGACCUUGGGAAAAGGUAGGGAUAGAUAUGUUUGAACUUGACAAUAAAGACUUUCUUGUCAGUGUUGACUAUUACUCAAGUUUCUUUGAAGUUGACCGGUUUACCUCUAAGACUGCAAAAGAAGUUAUCGGAAAAAUUAAAGCACACUUCGCAAGGCACGGUAUACCAGACCAAGUGAUCACUGAUAAUGGUCAACCAUUUGCAUCGGGACAUUUUCUAGAGUUGUCAAACCACUACAGCUUCGAGCAUGUUACAAGUUCUCCGACUUACGCUCAAUCUAAUGGCAAAGUAGAAAAUGCCGUUAAAAUAGCCAAGAAGCUGAUGAGGAAAGUUUUCGAAGCAAAGAAUGACCCCUACGCUCUGCUCGACUGGAGAAAUACUCCAUCAGAAUGUCUUAACACAUCGCCAGUGCAGAGAAUCUUUGGUCGGAGACCAAAACACUGUUGCCAACGUCGACUCGACUGCUUAAUAUAA